AUGGGCUUUUCGAAGCUCUUCGCGGCCACUCUCUUGGCCAUGCGGCUCAUUGCUCCUGGAGCAGCCGCCCCCUCUCCCAGCGCUCUGGAGGCUCGCGCUGACAGCACCUACUGGUUGCCCAACAUGGCUGGUAGCGAGACUGCUGUCUUUGCUGAUGACAGCUCCUACAAGGUCUUCCGCAACGUUCAGGACUAUGGUGCCAAGGGCGACGGAUCUACUGACGAUACUGAUGCCAUCAACUCGGCCAUCACUGAUGGCAGUCGUUGCGGUCUGGGCUGUGACUCUCAGACCUCGAAGCCCGCCCUCGUCUACUUUCCCCCUGGUACCUACAUGGUCAGCAAGCCCAUUGUGCAGACUUACUACACCCAGUUUGUCGGUGAUGCCGUCACCGUUCCUACUCUCAAGGCCACCUCCGACUUUGUCGGCAUGGCUGUCAUCGACUCUGACCCCUACGAGGAUGACGGUGCCAACUGGUACACCAACCAGAACAACUUUUUCCGUCAGGUUCGCAACUUUGUCAUCGACAUUACCAACUUGGGUCCCGAGAGUGGCGCCUGUAUCCACUGGCAGGUUGCUCAGGCCACCAGUCUUCAGAACAUUGUCUUCAACAUGAACACCGACACGAGCGCUUCCAACGCUCAGAAGGGUAUCUUCAUGGACAACGGCUCUGGUGGUUUCAUGGCAGAUCUCGUCUUCAACGGUGGUGGCUACGGUGCUUUCCUCGGUAACCAGCAAUUCACCACCCGCAACCUGACAUUCAACAACUGCAACACGGCCAUCUUCCUCAACUGGUGCUGGCUCUGGACCAUGCAGGAUGUGACCAUCAACAAUGCUCAGAUUGGUAUCGACAUGUCGGCUGGUGGCGUUGGUGACAUUACGGCCGGCUCUUUCUUGCUCCUCGACAGUGUCAUCUCCAACACCCCUGUCGGUAUCAACACCCUGUACCAGACUGACCUUACUGUGACCAACAAUACCAUGAUUCUGGACAAUGUCGAUUUCAGCACCGGCGUUGAGACUGCCAUCCGCUACGCUGGUGACAACUCGACCCUAGUCGCAGGCGGUCAGGUGAUUGCUAGCUUUGCUCAGGGCCGCACCUACGAUGGAAGUUCCGGUAAGGCUGUUCAGGCUGCUGAGAGUAGCAUCUCCAAGCCAGAGGGUCUCAUGAGCGACGGCAAGGUCUUUACCCGCACCAAGCCCCAGUACGAGAGCCUGGACAAGAGCAGCUUUGUCAGCGCAAAGGCCUCUGGUUGCAAGGGUGACGGUUCGACCGAUGACACUGCCGCCAUUCAGAAGCUCUUUGACGAUGCCACCGCUGGACAGGUCAUCUUUUUUGAUCACGGUGCCUACAUCAUCUCCGAUACCAUCAAGGUUCCCGCCGACAAGCAGAUCAAGGUUGUUGGAGAGAUGUGGCCUCUCCUCAUGGCUGAUGGCACUUCGUUCAAUGACCAGUCCAACCCCAAGCCAGUCUUCCAGGUCGGUGAGGCUGGCGAUGUCGGUGAUGUCGAGUUCUCUGACUUGAUCAUUGAGACAAAGGGUGCUGCUCCUGGUGCCAUCAUGAUGCAGUGGAACCUCGCUGGAUCUUCUGCUGGUACCGCCGGUCUCUGGGACGUUCACUUCCGCAUUGGAGGCUCCGCCGGAACUGAGCUGCAAUCUGACAAGUGUGCCAAGAACCCCAACAGCACCCACGAGGCCAACACUGACUGUGAGGGUGCCUUCCUCUUGUUCCACGCUACUCAGACUGCUUCCGUCUACGUCGAGAACUGUUGGUUCUGGGUUGCCGACCACGAGCUCGACCUUGAGGACCACUCUCAGAUUGACAUUUACAAUGGCCGUGGUGUCCUCAUCGAGUCUCAGAACCCUGUCUGGUUCUGGGGAACCGCCUCUGAGCACUCGCAGAUGUACAACUACCAGAUCACCAACGCCCGCAAUGUUUGGAUGUCCGUUAUCCAGACCGAGACUGCAUACAUGCAGGGUAACCCUGACGCCACGACUCCCUUUACCGUCAACGAGGGCUACUUUGAUCCCGAUUUCUCGACCAGCUGCGAUGGUAGCUCCACCAACUGUGCUCGUACUUGGGGUCUCCGCGUUGUCAACUCAUCUGACAUCUACGUCUUUGGCGGUGGUCUUUACUCUUUCUUCGACAAUUACGACCAGGACUGUCUCGCCACUGAGAGCUGCCAGGAGAACAUUGUCAGCAUUGAGGACUCUAGCGUCCACCUGUUUGGUAUCAGCACCAAGGCCUCUGUCAACAUGAUCACCCUGGAUGGUCAGUCCAUGGCCCUCGACAAGGACAAUCGCAACACUUUCUGCGCUGCUAUUGCCAAGUUUGAGAGUGACGGCGGCCCUACCGACAGUGGAUCCGGUUCUGGUUCCGGCAACAGCUCAUCUUCCUCCUCGGCCAAGCCCACUACUACGACCAAGGCUGCCAGCACUGCUGCCUCCAGCACUGCUUCCACCUCUGCCACAAAGAGCGCUGCUUCCGGAGCCGCUGAUGGCGGUGAUUACGGAUCAGGAUCAGGCUCCGCCACCACGGCUUCUGAUUCUGCAGCUGCCACUACCUCGGCUGCCACCACGGCCGUUGGAGCUGGUUCCUCAUCAACUGCCUCAGCUGCUACUCCCACCUCUACUGCAGCCCAGGGUAGUGGCACCGACACUGGAUCAGAUGGUGACUCUGAAAGUGGCUCUGGCAGUGGUUCGGGUGAGAGCUCUGCCACCACCACCGCUGCUGCCCAGACUACCUCUGCUAUUCCUGCCGACUCGGGUGAGGGUAGCGGUUCUAAGGUGACCGUGACAAUCACACACACAGUGACUGCCACUGGUCUGUGUUCCGCCUCGUAG
Molecule: messenger RNA, 2838 nt
Organism: Pestalotiopsis fici W106-1
Lineage: Eukaryota; Fungi; Ascomycota; Sordariomycetes; Amphisphaeriales; Sporocadaceae
Exons: 1
Coding region: 1-2838 (945 amino acids)
Source: RefSeq, a predicted model, not a curated record